Fusarium graminearum PH-1 is the source of this 2523-nucleotide messenger RNA. RefSeq lists its product as uncharacterized. The record is from RefSeq and is a predicted model, not a curated record. Gene Ontology annotation, molecular function: phospholipid binding; structural constituent of nuclear pore. Gene Ontology annotation, cellular component: nuclear pore; nuclear pore central transport channel. The coding region runs from base 165 to 2294 and encodes 709 amino acids. The transcript has 2 exons. NCBI's taxonomy places the organism in Eukaryota, Fungi, Ascomycota, Sordariomycetes, Hypocreales, Nectriaceae. Gene Ontology annotation, biological process: RNA export from nucleus; protein import into nucleus.
ACAAUCUCGCAUCUCGACUAUCGCAGUCAUCAUCCCAGGUCCCAUUUUUGACCAUCGGGAAACUUCUUCUCUGACGUGCUAAUCCUCUUUAAAGUCGUCUCAGAUAGACCGCGACCGACAAUUCUUCCGAUUCGAGCCAGCUGAUCACCAGCCUCAACCCCAAGAUGUCGUUCAGUUUCGGCAACACAAGCUCUUCGGGCGCAUCCAACAAUAACACAACAUCGACUGCGCCGGCAUCGGGAAAUCUCUUUGGUGCUGCUACUGGAAGCCCCGGCUUCUCAUUCGGCUCGAUCGGUGGUUCCGCCGCCGGCAACAACUCAACACCUGCCAGCAACAGUUCAAGCAACUUGUUUGGUGGUCAACAAAGCGGCGCAACAGCUCAGAAGCCCCCUGGGGGCCUGUUUGGUGGCGGCGCGACCGCGUCCAAUACCACUACUACUCCGAACUCCAGCGGAAUCUUCGGCGGUGGCGGCUCUACUACUCCUGCGACAGGCGGCCUUUUUGGAGGAGGUGCUUCUACAACACCCGCAGCAACCACAGCUCCUUCAAGCGGCGGAAUGUUUGGCGGCGGCGGCGCCGCUAGUUCUACUGCACCGGCUUCCGGAGGACUGUUUGGAAACGCAGGAAACAACGCAAGCAAGCCUGCGGCCGGUCUUUUCGGAGGCGGUGGCUCUUCUACUCCUGCUAGCAGCGGUGGUGGUCUGUUCGGUCAGAACAACGCCAACCAAGCCUCGACAGCGACCUCCUCAGCUGCACCAGCAUCAGGUUUGUUCGGAAAUGCCACUACUGGAGCUGCUACUCCUGCCAAACCUACCUUUUCUUUGCCGUCUACGACACCAGCUGGAGCACCCCCUACCGAUGCCGCCAAGCCUGCCGGAGGACUGUUCGGCAACACAGGUGCCCAAGCAUCUUCUGGAGCAUCUGGCCUUUUUGGAAAUGGAGCCAAACCGGCUGCGACUUCAGCUUCUUCUGCCCAGCCCAGCACAACUGCCUCAGCAACACCCGGUGGCCUUUUUGGGGGAGGUGCACAGUCUGGAAGCAGCGCUCCUGCUGGAGGACUCUUUGGUGCUAAGCCAGCAUCUGCUCCCGCUCCCGCUCCUACCUCUGGUGGACUGUUCGGAGCAAAGCCUGAGGGUGCUGCCCCUGCUACGACCCAGGGAGGAAGCUCAACUCCUGCUGCCACUACGACUUCCCUGUUCGGUGCUAAGCCUGCAGCUUCUGCAACCUCGACCCCAAGCUCAGCACCAUCUGGUGGUCUCUUCGGCGGCGGCGCAACAACUUCUGCUGCACCCGCAAGUUCCACGACAACGACAACCGGAGGACUAUUCGGAGCCAAGCCCGCGACUACCACAGCUUCUGCAACAACUCCUGCUGCAACUACAACCGCUGGUGGUUUAUUCGGAGCUGCUGCUAGCAGCCAAGCAACAGGCUCGGCAGCUACCACCACUGCAGCCACUGGUGCAUCGACGACCACUUCCGCCCCAGCAUCAAGCUCUGCCCCUGCUUCAGCUAGCAGUUUGUUCGGCGCGAAGCCAGCCACAGAUGCCAGCAAGGACGCCAGCAAGGACGCAGCUAAACCCGCGACUACCAGUACCACUCCCGGUCCUCUAGGCGCUUCCACCACUGGCCCAACAUCCCAGAUGGCGCGCCUCAAGAACAAGACUAUGGAAGAUAUUGUAACAAGAUGGGCAUCGGACCUUUCCAAGUACCAGAAGGAAUUCAAGGAGCAGGCAACCACUGUGUCCAAGUGGGACAGAAGUCUUGUGGACAACGGCGAAAAGAUUCAGAAGCUAUACCUUGAUACUUUUGAAGCCGAGCGAGCAAGCCACGAAAUCGAGCGACAGCUUGCUGCCGUUGAGAGUCAACAGGACGAGCUCGAGGCAUGGUUGGAUCGAUACGAGUCUGAGGUCCAGGAUAUGUUUGCCAAACAGCUGGGUCCUGGCGAACAAUUGGCCGGACCUGACCAGGAGCGUGAGCGUACGUACAAGCUCGCAGAGAAACUUACACAACAAUUGGACGAGAAGUCGCGCGAUCUGUCCAAGAUGGUUAAGGAGAUUAACGACAUCUCUGGUACAUUGAACAAGGGUGCCAAACCCGAGGACCCUCUGAGCCAAAUCGUUCGUGUUCUCAACGGCCACCUCACACAGCUGCAAUGGAUCGAUGCUAAUGCCUCAUCGUUGCAAGCCAAGGUGGCCGCUGCUCAGAAAUCAAGCAGUAACCUAGGAAGUCACUAUGCUGGCUCGGAUAAUGAUGCGGCGGAGAGCUUCUAUCGCUCAUACAUGGGACGACGAUGAAGGGAAGGACUGUAAUUGUUGGAUUGGAGUUUUAGGCAAGGAAUCCAGGUAAUUCAUUAUCGAAGAUGGAAUAUGAUACAAAGCAUGCGUAGCCAUAGCGACAUGGUCAGUAAUCAGGAUGUAGAAAAAACACCUGGAACUUGAAACAUUGGAGAGUGUAAACGUGUAGAUAUUCUUGUACACUAGUUUCGACUAUGGAACAGUCAAGCUCUGAAUGAAUUGCGAUUUC